AUGUCAAUAACAUCACCAACAGCGACAUGGGAUACGAUCCAAGAUGUGUUUUACAGGAAAGAAGAGAUAUACACAAUGUCAUGGAACGUACCUGAUCUAUCAGAGUAUAUCAUAUCAGUAGGAAAGAAUGGUGGUCCUAUAGCGAUGAUCCGAGAUGAUCGACUCCCACUCCCAUCAUCUCGUCAUUCAGGUAAACCCAAAAUACACAUCUACUCCUCUUCAGGUAUACUCAUCUCCUCCAUACCUUGGGAAUUGAACACACCCAUCUUAAUGCAUUUCACAAUAACCUCUAUGGUGGUAUUAUCGGAUCAAGGGAUAUAUAGGAUUUACGACCUAUCGAAUAUCACAAAUUACAAGCAAUACUCUCUAGGCGACGAAAUAAGAGAUAGUGGGGUGGUAGAUGCGAGAGCUUACGAAGAUGGGAUGGUCGUGUUAACUAGGGAAGGGGAGUUUGUGGAAGUGAAGGGAUGGAAGGGUGGAAGGGGUGUACCGAUGAUUAGUCCUGUUCUGAAUGAACCGCCAACAUCAUGGACACUCCUCUCACCCGAUAUAUCCCCAACAGGUCAUAUUCAACUACUCCUCUCGACACAAUCUACCAUCCUCACUUUAGAUACUUUAGAAAAGAUAGAUCAGCGGAUCAACAGAGGUCCAUUCUCACACAUUUCAAUUUCGCCCAACGGCCGAUUCCUGGCAUUGUUAAAUCCUACGACGGGGAUAUUAUGGGUUGUAUCAUCGGAUUUCAGUCGAAAUUUAUCUGAAGUUGAUAUCACCCCUUUCGGAGAGGGGUUACCGGAAAGAGUAGAAUGGUGUGGUGAUAAUGCCAUAACAUUGGGGUAUAGGAAUGGGAAAGUCGUGUUGGUCGGUCCGAAAGGAGAAUCACUAUCUUGGGAAUAUCCGCCCUCUGCACAUAUACUGGGUGAAAAUGAUGGUUUAAGGAUUAUUUCUUCGAGUACAUGCGAGUUUGUACAGAAAGUACCAGAGUGCACGUUAGCCGUCUUCUCACCUGGCUCGUCACAUCCCGCUGCGAUCCUAUAUGACGCCUUGGAUCAUUUCGAACGCAAGUCGCCGAAAGCGGACGAGAGUAUACGGAGUAUCAGACCGGAUUUGGCCAACGCAGUGGACACUUGUGUGGAAGCUGCUGGAAGGGAAAUUGAAGUGACUUGGCAGAGAAGGUUGUUAAAGGCAGCACAGUUCGGAAGGGCAUUCAUGGAUCUAUAUAACCCAAGUGAUUUCGUCACUAUGGCUCAGACGUUGAAAGUGCUCAACGCUGUGCGAUAUUAUGAAAUCGGCGUACCGAUAACUUAUGAACAGUACAUAGCUAGUUCCCCUGCUACCCUGAUCUUACAUCUCGUAUCUCGAAAUCUACAUUUACUCGCUUUGCGUAUAUCACAGCAUUUGGGACUACGUCCCGACCCUGUCCUCUCACAUUGGGCAUCAGCCAAGAUCAUCCGAUCAUCGCAGAAAGGUGUAGAUCCCUCUGAUAGAGGUCUAGGCGACGACGAGAGUGUUUGUAGAGCUAUAGUGGAGAAGUUCGAGAAGGAAGGUGAGAAGGGUGUGAGUUAUGCGGAGAUAGCGAGGAAAGCAUGGGAGAAUGGUAGAGCCAGGUUGGCUACUAUGCUGUUAGACCAUGAGCCAAGGGCUGCAGAACAGGUUCCAUUGCUACUGCAGAUGAAGGAGGAAAAGAUCGCUCUGGAGAAAGCUGUCGAUUCAGGUGACACGGAUUUAGUCUACCAAGUCCUUUUGCAUCUACGAUCUACCUUAUCACCAGGAGACUUCUUCCAUAUCUUAGAUGAUUCGAUAACGCCCAAACUCAAACCUGCUGUAAAUCUCCUUCAGGUAUAUGCAAGACAGGCUGAUAGAGAUUUGUUGAGGGAUUUCUAUUAUCAGGAUGAUAGGAGGACGGAGAAUGGUUGUCUGGAGAUGGAAGAGGCUGGUCAGCAGGAGUACGCUGAAGAAAGGUUAGAACACCUGAAAAGAGCGGCAAAGUCAUUUGGAGAGAGUAAAGAGAGGUUGUUUGAAUCUAAGAUGGCAGAUGACGCUCAUCGAUUAUUGACAUUACAGCAGACAUAUGAACGUGAAUUAGAACAUAAAUUCACUUUUUCCGGACUAUCGGUCAAUCAAUUCAUAUAUAAACUUAUCCUUGAGGGUUUCAACAAAAGGGCGGAAAGGGUUAGAGCGGACUGGAAAGUACCUGAUAAGAGGUUUUGGUGGAUUAAGUUGAAAGCCCUAGCUGAGAGGAAAGAUUGGGAAGGUCUAGAAGCGUUUGCUAAGAGCAAGAAGAGUCCGAUAGGGUAUGAGCCGUUUGUCACUCAUUUACUCUCCCUUUCACCUCCUCAACCGACCCAAGCGGGGUCUUUCGUACCCCGUUGCGAACCCAGACAAAGAGCAGAUCUAUAUGUUUUAUGUGGAGAUUGGAGUAAAGCUGCUGAGUCCGCUAAAGAGAGGAAUGAUAGAGGUAAACUUGAUGAAUUGAAGAGAAAGGCUCCGAAUGGGAUUGCUCAGAGGGAAGUGGAUGAGGUCAUAAGGAGGGUUGGGAAGUAG
Molecule: messenger RNA, 2541 nt
Organism: Kwoniella botswanensis
Lineage: Eukaryota; Fungi; Basidiomycota; Tremellomycetes; Tremellales; Cryptococcaceae
Exons: 13
Coding region: 1-2541 (846 amino acids)
Biological process (GO): endosomal transport; intracellular protein transport; vacuole fusion, non-autophagic
Cellular component (GO): lysosomal membrane; HOPS complex; endosome
Molecular function (GO): actin binding
Source: RefSeq, a predicted model, not a curated record